UUCUACGGAAAAUGGCCGGGAGGCUCCGAUUAAAUGUUUUAUUAGGUCUGAUUGGAAUAGAUAGGAAGUAACCGGCAUUCUCAUUGGACAACCACUGUUUACAAAGCAGAUGUACAUGUACACGUUGCGGUCGCUCAGCUGUAAAAUGUAAACAGAGUCGAAGAGAAUGAGGAUUAAAUUGAAGGCGUAAGACAAAGCGAUAACGAUGAUCAGAUGAUCUUUAACCUCUGAUUGGGUGAACAAUGGACAAAAGAAUUGGACGCGAAAAGUCCACGUCCAUGAUGGAGCAGUUUGAGAUCAAAGUUGAACGCCCAAAGCCCGACCCCUUGGAGGACAUAAUUGACUUCUUGAAGAGACUCCUUGAGUGCUGCCUGUCCUGCCUUACAUGUGGCUGUUACCAUGGGAAUGGGUCAAGUAGAAGGUCCAGCGUGUUCAACAGUGACUUAGAGUUGACCUCCGAACUGCGGGACAGUGAGCGACAGGCUGUACAGAACUUGUUACUGUACUUGGAGGAUGAGGAGACAGUGAACCCAGUUCUGGAUGAAAACCAUGUGCGGGCCCUUGGCAUUCUCACUUACUCUGAUAACCUGGAACUGCAGAAGUCUGCUGCACUAUGUUACAGGGAAAUCAGUGAAAAAAUGAAGGUGCCUAUAUCACCUGCACUAGCCGGCCCGCUUGUGUCGCUGUUGAAGAGUAGCAAUAUGGAGGUACAAAAGUCAGCCUCCCUUGCUAUCAGCAACUUUGUCAUCAACGGACCAGCCACUAACAGAGUCACCCUGGUGGAUACUGGAGCACUGAAGCACAUCAUACCUCUACUGUACAGUGACAAUGUUGAAGUCCAAUGUAAUGCCUGUGGCUGCCUUACAUCCCUGGCUACAACAGAGACUGCCAAGAGGCAGGUAUCAACAGAGAAUGGCAUACCUCCUUUGUUAAUCCUGUUGCGAUCUCCCGACCUCCGUGUUCAGCGGAACGCUGCGGGAGCUGUCCUCAAUCUCACCCACAUUGAGCCAAACAGAAAUGAUCUAGUCAUAGACGGCGCCAUACCAAUCCUGAUCGAAGUCCUGGAGAGGACGGAUGACCACGACCUCCAGUAUUACUGCUGUGCAGCCCUAAAUAACCUUGCCAUUGGGGAGAAACACCGCACCAUGAUGGUCGCCGUUGGUUACCAUGAUGUCAUACAACUCAUGAUCAGGUUGCUGGGCACAAAGUCUGAAAGGGUGAAGUGCCAGGCAUGUUUUGUGCUGAGGAACCUGGCUUCUGAUGUUGACCACCAGAGCCUGAUAGUGAAGUAUAAGGCACUACCUGCCUUACAUCGGAGUAUUCGACAUUCCCGGCGGGAGACCAGAGCCGCAGCCAUGGCAUGCAUCAGGAACCUCUCUAUACACAAGGCUAACGAGGCCCCAAUUCUUUCUGGUGAGAUUCUGGGUGAUAUUCUCCACGUGUUAGGUGAUACAAGUGUACCAGAGGCUCAGAGGCAUGCUGCAGGCACCAUACGUAACCUCUCUGUAGGAGACCAUGUCAGGGAGUUAACGGAUGCAGGCUGUGUGGACCAGCUUACAGCUGUGCUACUGAACAUUGAGACCAAGAGUUCUGUGCUGAUUGAAGUGACAGCAGCACUGGCUGUAAUGGCGGAUGAAGAUGAGGUGAAGCACCGGUUGGUCCACCUUCAUGAGGGGAGAGUAUUUGGGAAGCUGGUAACCAUGGCAACCCUCUACACUAACACAGAGGUGCAAUACAACAGUGCAGGGAUACUGGGGCAGCUCGCCCUCAUAGCCAUCCCUGAGCCGUUGAAGUCAGAGCACCUACAGGGUAUUCUCCUGUAUGUGGACAAGUUUCUCAAGUUGGAGAACUCAAACUUUAAACACAUCGCUCUCUGGACGCUUGUACAACUACUAAAAGACCCGAUGUUUCUGGGAGCCUUUAAAGACCAUGGAAUCGAGGCUGUAGUUACCAAGUUGACUGGUUUGGACCAGCAAUCAACCAUCCAGGAACUAGCCAAUAAAGUGCUCCAUCGAUUACAUGGGGGCCAAGAAUCAAGCACAGCCUCCUCUAGUAGUGACUAACAAUGACUCUCUCAGGGUCCACAGUGACUCUGAUUGUGAACAGAAAAUCUACCUAGCAAUUUUGAUGUUGUAUUUUUAGCCCAAUGCCGUGUCACGUGAUAAGUAUAUCAAAAUUAGACUUGUGUUUUUAAAGAAAGUUAAAAAGUGAGAGUGGUUUAUUAAUAGGAAAAUUGUCCCCCUCUCACUUAAGAAGUUGUAUGGUCAAGCACAUAACGAGUUCUUUAUUCAUGCCCAUCAAAAUGACACAUGUAUAGUGUCAAUUAACUAACAUCUUGAGUUUAAGUUUCAGACUCAGGCUCAGAAAUAUGAUUACAUAUAGCGGUAUGUUACAAAGCUUACAAAACCUGUGCAUAGAAUUGCAAAACUAGUUAUUGGUAACAGUUGCAAGUUUUGAGUCUCAAACACAGACUGAAGAGGUUAGUAAAUAUGGGCCAUGGAUGGGUCUCAUCAAGAAUGCUACCUAGGAACAAAAUUUACUUAGGAAGAAUUUAAACAGUGCAUUACUCCUGUUUAAAGUCUAUCUUGAUAAAAUGACCCCAGGACAAUGACAAUGAUUUAUAUUAACCUAUCUAAAGCUAUCUUUACAAGCAAGCUAAAAAAAGUAUUUUUUUAUUUAUAAAAUUAAGAAUGGAUGUGCUCAGUCAGGUCACAUGUAUAUUUGUGUUGUGCAGUUGUGGGACCAGCUUGACCCCCUCGACAAGGCUGUUGCAUUGCCACAGUUUCUGGUUGGUUUUUAGAUUUAGUAACAGCUUAAUAAUUACUAAUAGAUAGUACUUUCUAUCUAGAAAGAAUGAUGCAAUUGAUUUUGGAGGCAGCUGGCAAGCUAAUAAUACUAUUAAAGAUAAUUAUAGAUAACAGUGAUCAAUGGGUUUUUUAAGUGUGCAAUAGUUCUUUAGUACAAGCUGGUAUUAUAUGGUCAGGGGAAGCAAUCGAUUUUCAACAUGCUUUAUCCCAAGUAAUGUUUCUCGAACUUGAAUCAUAUACUAGAUUUAAGAGGUAUCAAAUACUGGAUUUAAGAGUUAUCAAUUACUGGAUUUAAGAGAUAUUAUAUACUGGGUUUAAGAGGUAUCAAGUACUGGAUUUAAGAGGUAUUAUUUACUGGAUUUAAGAGGUAUCAAAUACUGGAUUUAAGAGGUAUUAAUACUGGAUUUAAGAGGUACAGUCAAACCUGUAUUAAGUGGCCACCCGUGGGAAAUGAUCAAAGUGGCUGCUUAAGACAGGUGGCCACUUAAUCCAGGUAUGACAUUUUCGCCUCUAGCUUUAUUCAGAGAUGGAGUAUGUUUCUUAACCACCACCUCACACCACAAUCAGUAACCUCUGUAUCAAUAUUAUUGAAGAAGGUUGAAAACAAAUACAUUUGUAUAGAUAAAAUAACUUUAUUUUAAAUUUAUAAAUAAAAUACAUUAGAUAAACAACUACAUGUACAUUCACAUUUUUGAGUUCACUUUUUAAAGAAGUCCGUACAUUAGAUAAAUGUUGAUGCAUAGCAUAAACAAAACACACCACAUAUCAGUCUACACAUUUACACAACUACAUGUACAUACACAAUUUAGUUAAUUCAGUUCCUCAUGUCCUGUCAUUUUCCUCUGUCUUUUUGCGUUUGGAUUUCUAUUGCUUUCAUAUUCCUCCACAAUUACGAAAAGUAAGAAAUUUAUUUGAGUCCUUCCACAGUUAAAAUCUUGGCAAAACUUCUUGCACUACGGCCGUUUUCUUAUAACUUUAUACACUCGACACAUUCUUUUAGAGUCAAACACUUUCGAUUAGUCUUAUUUUCAGCCAUAAUCAAAGUUAAAAAAAUAUCAAGAACAUUGCAUUGUGUAAAUAUCCGUUCAUAGAAAUUUAAAUCUGUGCACUUCGAAAAAUAAUAUUGAAGUGAAUAAAAAUCGUAACUAGUUUCACGCCUUCGAAUGACAAUGCAAGCUGUGUAUUCAUAAUAACCGUUGUUUUUGUCGGUAUUUAAUAAUUAACUUCGUAAUUAUUUAAUUAUCUUGUUAAUUGUGUCAUUAACUGUGUCAAUUCUGAUCAAAACAUUCGCCGACGUGAAAUAAACAUGAUUUCACGAUGAGUAAACACGCAUGGCAAUCCUGUGAUGCAAUAUUCAUUUUCAUUGGAUGACGGAGAUACCCGAGGCCGUCGUUCUUUUCCGUAAACUUCUAUACGCAAUUAAAGCUGUGUAUUGGAAAAAAUUUUACGCGGAAGUGUCAGUGACAAGGGAUUAGUGGCCGCUAAUUAGUGUUUAUAUGGCUUCAUGGGGACAAAAAUUAGUGGCCGUGGCCGCGUUAGACAGUUGGCCGCUUAAUACACGUACAUUAUAUAGUAAAAACGUACGGGGGGAAUUUGGAGUGGCCCGUUAAAGCAGGUGGCCAUUUAAAGCAGGUGACCGUUCAACCAGGUUUGACUGUAUUAUAUUCCGGAUUUAAGAGGUAUCAAAUACUUGAUUUAAGAGGUAUCAAAUACUGGAUUUAAGAGGUAUCAUAUGCUGUGUUUAAGAGGUAUCAUAUGCUGGAUUUAAGGGAUAUUAUAUACUGGAUUUAAGAGGUAUCAGUUACUGGAUUUAGAGGUAUCAAUACUGGAUUUAAGAGGUAUUAUAUACUGGAUUUAAGAGGUAUCAAAUACUGAAUUUAAGAGGUAUUAUAUACUGGAUUUAAGAGGUAUCAAAUACUGGAUUUAAGAGGUAUCAAAUACUGGAUUUAAGAGGUAUUUAAUUCUGGAUUAAAAAGGGAACAAUUAGUUUAUGGACUCUGAGAGUUUCAUACAAUACAUUGAAUUUUUUUAGUUCUAGGAUAUUUUGUCAGUUGUUUAUCAUAUUUAUUGGGAGAUUUAAUCUGGUAAUUACACAAUGUUGUUCUGGACGGUUCAUUUUCAAUGCAACAGAUUAGAUUGCUUUUUUCACUAAUAUCAUUUUGGAUAGUUUCGUAGUUACCUUUUUUUACUUUUUUAUAUUAUGAAUUACUUUUAUUUUGUUAAUUUCAUUCCCCAUUACUUAGUCUAUAAUUACAUGGCUUAUUACUACUGAUUGUUUAAAACUCAUCUUGUGAGACAUCAGUAAAACAUGGUACAUGUAUGUAAACUCAUUCUGGCAAUGUUAAUAUUUCUAAUUAAAAAAAUCCUUACAUAUUAGUUGACAUUUAAAAAAAAUCCAUUGUAUAAUUCUGAUGGAAAAGUACAUUUCUAAUAACACUCUGAAUUAUUCACUCAGUGCAUCAAGUUACUUGUGAUGUGAAGUGGUAAUUAAAAUAAUACUCCAAUUUUUGUAUUAACAUUGAUCUCAUUCAAAAACUAUACAUUCGCCUAUGUGUCACUCUAUGAAUAUGACUAUGUGACAUCCUGUGUAUAGUGACUGUAUACAUUAAUGUGACAUUAUGUGUAUAGUGACUGUAUACAUUAAUGUGACAUUAUGUGUAUAGUGACUGUAUACAUAGAUGUGACAUUGACUGUAUACAUAGAUGUGACAUUCUGUGUAUACAUAGAUGUGACAUUCUAUGUAUAGUGACUGUAUACAUUGAUGUGACAUUCUGUGUUUACAUUUAUGUGACAUUCUGUGUUUACAUUUAUGUGACAUUCUGUGUAUACAUUUAUGUGACAUUCUGUGUGUAUGUGACAUUUUAUGUAUACAUUUAUGUGACAUUCUGUGUAUUUGUGACAUUUUAUGUAUACAUUUAUGUGACAUUUUUGUAUACAUUUAUGUUUUAUUCUAUGUAUAUAUUUAUUUGGUAUUGUUUUGUAUUUUAUAUCGUAGAGUAUGUAUAAGUGAUGCUGUUUUGUGUAUUUGUUGGUGAAAUUAACCACUUAAAAAGCUUACAUAGCUCAGGAUUUUAAUGGUUGUGAGAGUUGGUGUCCGAUUUUAGCUGUAAAACAUUCUUAAAGACUUAGUGUUUUAACUAUUGUAGAUUUCAGUUUAAAACUUGAAUUGUUAAUCAAUGAUUUAGCAUUAAACUACUAAUUAAGUUUUUAUUUUUUAUUAAAUUUUUUAUUCACAUUUCUACAAGUUAUUUUAUUUACAUUUCACUGAUAGUUCAAACUUUUCGUUAUUGGAAUUGGGGCACUAUUAUUGACUUACUUUUUUAAAUAAAAUUUUAUUGUAUUUUCUGAAUAUUUUGAUGCUUAAUACAUGGUAAGAAAUUAAAAAAGGUUUAAAAAAUGGAUGUUUUUAAUGGUUGAGAUUAUAUUGUUUUAUAUCUGCCAUUUAUUUGAGAUGGUUUUAUUAAUGGGCAUUCAGGCUUAACUAUAAUGUUUCCUACAAAAUAUCAUAACUGUGUAUGUAUUACCACAUAUUAUAUAUUUAUCUUUAUUUAUGGACCAAUUAGGACAUUCAUUGUUUUAUGGAAUGCCUGUGUUUUAAUUCCGGAUAAUCUGGGUGUGAAACGUAUUUAUUUUAUGUAGAACGCAUUUUUUUACCAAUACGUUAUACUAUUGUCAUUGAAAUAUAAAUUGCAAGUUCUGUUUUAAAGGUAAUAGAGAUACAGGUUUUUUAAUUAACUCGAACCUGGAAUUGCUGAAAAAAGUGAUUUAUUCUUAAUUAAAUAGUUGAGAUGUUUCAUAAUGCUUUCAUAAGUAUGUUUUCUAUGAGCAGUGUAAUAUAGAUAUUAGAAUACAAACUAAAUUUUAAGCCAAUCAAAUUGCAGAUCUAUAGGCAAUAAUUAAGUAACAGACUUAAUCAUUAUGAAUUUCACUUUCGCUGGUGUUUAAAGGACCGCCUUCUGCCACUCAUUCGAUACACACUUCUUGUUUCAGAUUUUGCGUUGACAAUGUAUCAGCCAAUGAGGUUGUAUUCCAAGUUAGAUGACCUGAAGUAAUUGCUUAAUGAAUAAGAAGGGCUCGUUCAUUACGCUCUCACCGCCCAUUCUUAAUCAUUAAGAAUUUACUCAAUGUCAUCUAACUAUAACUUUAACAUUAUAUUUAUUGACGCUUCAAACUUCAAACAGGUCGUGUUGAAUAUGUCCUAUAUUUGUAAUAAUGCAAUGUUUACUCAGACCGCAUUAUGUUUACUUUUUGUAACAUUUAUGUAGUUUCGUAGAUGAACCAUGUCUAAUAAAUGUGUGAAGA
Messenger RNA from Mya arenaria, 7109 nucleotides. RefSeq lists its product as uncharacterized. Gene Ontology annotation, biological process: nucleus-vacuole junction assembly. Lineage: Eukaryota; Metazoa; Mollusca; Bivalvia; Myida; Myidae. Bases 243 to 2063 code for a protein of 606 amino acids. Gene Ontology annotation, molecular function: protein-membrane adaptor activity; protein binding. The transcript is spliced from 14 exons. The record is from RefSeq and is a predicted model, not a curated record.